GAUGUAGACAGAGCCUCACCGCAGACGGAGCAGAGGGCAGGGGGGCUGCAGGACGACCAAUCAGACGACGAGGAUAAAGAGAACGAGCCUGAGGAUGAGGAGGAUGAUGAUGAUGGGGGUGGUGGGGGCUGGAUCACUCCCAGUAACAUCAGUCAGGUGAAGAUGGAGUCGGCCGAUUGGACGGAACCGGCUGACGUCAGAGUCGGAUGUCUGACCACCGACUUCGCCAUGCAGAAUGUUCUGAUCCAGAUGGGCCUCCGGGUUCUGUCUGUGAACGGCAUGGUGAUCAAACAGGCCCGCAGCUACAUCCUGCGCUGCCACGCCUGCUUCAAGACGACCAGCAACAUGAACAAGGCCUUCUGCCCCCACUGUGGGAACCGGACCCUGAAGAAGCUGGCAGUGACCCUCAACGACGACGGCAGCGUCCAGAUGCACUUCUCCAGGAACCCAAAGGUUCUGAACCCCCGAGGGCUGCGGGUGAGGAUCUCCUGCUGGUUCUGAUAAGAUCAAUCACGG
Messenger RNA from Cyprinodon variegatus (sheepshead minnow), 516 nucleotides. Its product is annotated as RNA-binding protein NOB1-like. Gene Ontology annotation, cellular component: preribosome, small subunit precursor. Gene Ontology annotation, biological process: maturation of SSU-rRNA. The annotation marks the transcript as partial. The record is from RefSeq and is a predicted model, not a curated record. The transcript has 3 exons. Lineage: Eukaryota; Metazoa; Chordata; Actinopteri; Cyprinodontiformes; Cyprinodontidae. Gene Ontology annotation, molecular function: RNA endonuclease activity.